Messenger RNA from Dendronephthya gigantea, 3787 nucleotides. RefSeq lists its product as uncharacterized. The coding region runs from base 1133 to 3184 and encodes 683 amino acids. Lineage: Eukaryota; Metazoa; Cnidaria; Anthozoa; Malacalcyonacea; Nephtheidae. The transcript has 3 exons. The record is from RefSeq and is a predicted model, not a curated record.
GCUUUGUAAUGUAGGUAGUAGUUUCUCUAUUUUUCGCUCUAUAAUACUCAAAGUUCCUACUUUGCAAUUCCAUCUCAAACGUCACCAGUCUAUUUCUUGCGUGGGCUCCCAUAUAGAUUUGUCGUCAUUUGUUAUCCAACCGGCAUGCUCAAGAUCAGAUCGCACUGUUUUGGCCUGGUUCUUAGGCGCCUACAUUUAAUUCACAUGUCGUAAUUUGUUGUGAUUCGGUUUUCGUUUGUCGGAUUUCGCAUAACAACGAAUUAUGACACAUGACAACCAGCCUUAUAUAGGUAGUUAAGAAGUAGUUAAUAACACCUCGUCUUCGAUUCCUCGCCAUUUUAUUUGUUCAUAGCACCGUUAAAGGUUUUGGGCUUCAUCUUUUGAGCUGCACUGGGAUAGCCAUGCAUGUAUAAGGUUCACUCAGAUACAACCCGUCUCUUUGUCACUUGUUUUUUAAGGAAGUGCCGAAAUUCAAACAAUACUUCGACUGCCGCGCCAUUAUCCGAAUGCAUGUAAGUUAAUGUGAAUACAUUGAACGUAUUAAUGCAGAAAGUUUCAGCCAGAUUACGGGGAUGCUCUCUUAAUUGCUCGCUCACCUUAUGCAGCAACAGUAUAGAGACCAUAUUUAGCCCAUUCUCCGGCACUGGGCGAAUUUUCGGAAACGCGAGGAAGACGGCUAUAUUGGGCAAUGUGUAAUCAAUAAAAAUGAAUAAUUAAAGAUUCAUGCAUGCAUAAAUGCAUGGCGUAGUUGAUAGUAAACAUCGUUGACGUUCUAAGUAGAAUCUUUUGAGAUUGUAAACCUUAUUAUGUUUCUAAAUUUUUAUUCUAUUAACUAUAAGCAUAUCUGUUUCAAAGAGUUUGCUUUAGCAGUUGCCGGUCUCCAUGUAUUUCUUGGGUUAUCUACUUCUCGACCUUUUCACUAAUUUGCGAUGCUAAUUUUCUAUUUUUAUGUCCACCCGUCAGCAUACAGCCAAUAGCAAACCAGUACAAGUAUCAUUGCCAUUGGGUAUUAUACCCGUUGUCAUAGUUGUCAUAGUUAUAUAGCUUAGUUCACAAUUUCUUUAAAGGAGUAUUCAAGAGAGUAUUUCAAAGAAUAUUCUUUGUCGAGCCUGUGAAGACUAGAUUCUACAUUAUGGUUUCGGUGAGGAUAUUUUACUGUUGGUCAAUAUCGCUCUUAGCUUUAAUGGUGCAAUCAAGCAACGACGAAUUGUCGAACUUAGAGCCUAACAAAACAUUAAAAAGGCAAGAUAACCAAAGUAUCAAAAGUGAGAGUAUCUUCCCGCCGUCUGCGACUGUAAACACCAAAGAUCCGCAAUGCGCUCUGUUGAUGAAUGAGAGUGGAAUUACAGAAGUUAUUAAACUCGUACAGCAUGAGCUUGUUAACAUAGUGGAUCUUUCCUUCUCGACGAGUUCCAACAACAGGCUGUUAGCAAACAAGCAAAUAGCAAUAGUGAAACCCAUUGGUGAACAAAUUUUGUAUGCGCUUGAUAUAAAUGACUACAACUACGCUAUGUGGUCCUUGAAUGUUGGCCGGAGAAGCUACAAUUUAAAUGUUAGGGAAGAUCCCGAGGAAUGUUUGGGAGACUCUUACGACUAUGUGGUUGCGAAUACUUUUAAACGAAUCGUUCUCCGAAUGAAGCCAAAUCCAACAAAUUACAAAAUCUGUUAUUUGCAAAGGACAAACCUGUGGGAAUCACGUCAGAUCUGCUGCCAUAUUACCAAGCCUGAUCCUACGAACUUUGAGUACAGAUGUCCCGAAAUACAGUCACAUCAUGGUACUUAUAAUUUUCUUUGGGUCAUUGCGAUUUUUGGGACAGGUCUUCUUCCAGUUAUCUUCUUGAUCUUCCUUUAUUCGUUUCUGUCUCAUAGUGUCUUUGACGAAAAGUAUCCGCAGUACCGCAAGCUACAGGAAAGCCCAAUGUCUCUGUCCUCAAUUCUCUUUAAAUUUUUUUGGAGUGAACGCGGGGGUAUAGUAACCUUUAUUCGUAAGAUUGCAUUAAUAUCGGCCUUGUUAUGUAUUAUACACCGCAGUUACAGAAGCAACUUACUAAAUAUUAUCGUACUUUUACCUAUGAUCGCCUACCACGCUCUUGUAAUAUCCUCUCUCGUUGCCUACCGAAUAAGAAAUAAGCGCAAUAAAGAGUUUAUCGAAAUACUUCAAGAUGAAGGAUUUGUCGGGGGAGUCCCUUUUUUGAACCACUUGCCAUUCAACGUUAAGUCUUGGCGAAGAAAUGUUAGGGACGUGGAAAAUUUCAUUUUUACAAUCCCAAAUAAAUUUGUUAGACCAACCGUUAAAACAAUUCCAAAAUCAGUUGCACUAUAUGCAUGCUAUUCACUUAAAGUGGUACUCUUUGUUUUCUUCUUUUUACUUGCCCCAGCUAUUAUAUAUUUUUACGCCAUAUUAUUCCUGACGCCGCACCUCAUCAUGCAAAUUUUAGAAUUUGAAUAUACCUAUCACCGAGAUAAAUACUUCUACCCGUCACACUGCGAAAUGUUUGAUGUUUUGUGCGCAGUCCUUCUAUUGACAUUUACCUCCUAUUCGUAUUAUAUUCUGGUUCUCGCUUCUCAGUCUUUCUUGUUGGGAUUGUUCUUAAAUAUUGCUUACUUCGCUCCCUAUGCUGCACCGCUUGCCGUAACCGCAUUCUAUUGCUGCACUUGUUGGAAGUCUGUGGAAAGAAAAUACUACUACUUGGAACAGCUAAUAUACGAAGAAUGCGGAAAAGAGGAAAUCAAUAAUAAUUCGAACCAACGUCUGCAACAAAACGAAAGGUUGUUACCCGUUGUGUCCAAAGAGCUUUACGAAAAUAUCAGAGAGAAAUUAUUACCCUACGAUACAAACUUGACUUGGCUUGGUUUAAAGAUUGGACUUUUGCUUGGAUAUUUGUACUUCAUUCUUAUGGUGUUAGAUAUGCUUCAUGAACACAAUUUUACAAUUCCUGCUCAAAUGUGGACAAUGAUUAGUGUCAGUAUCAUACCGUUUAUAUUCAAUACGUUAGCAUUGAAAGUCAGCGGUGGAGAAGGAAAAGAACCAUGGAUUAGGGUCCUAGAACUGAAUGUGAAAGAAAUGGUGCCUAAACAAACCGAUGGAACUCGUUCUCGACUAGCUCGUAGAGCUUUGGUAGUGAAGGAAAGCAGUUCAAACACAGUUUCUGGCGAUGUUGUUGAUUCUCAGAUACACGAAUGACGUUAUAUGUGAUAAAAACAACUCACCCCGGCGGCUCGUGGCCACUUUGCUUUGUUCUUAUCACUGACACGAAUGGCAUUAUCCGGUGAAUCUAUAACUGAACAGACAACGGUUCCUUUGAAGGAUCGCUGGCUUCGCUGCUACGACUACGAGAUUGGCUAUAACUGAAUAACCGACUAGCCUGCGUGCGGACUUUGUUAAGAAUGUUCUCAAUGGGAGGAAUCAACGUCACUGCAGAUUAUGCUCUUUCGAUUCACUGAGUAACCACUCAAUUCUUUUGUUGCUAGAUUUUAUUUAGCAGCGUCGUCAUAAUUAAAGGUAUAGAUAUGCGCUUUCAAGUCAAAUGAUGCAAAAUGCUGAUUAUAUUUUCUUUUGCGAGGAAUCACUUGUCGAAGGUUGCAAUUCAAUCGACGAUGUUGUGCUCGGCAGUUUCCUUGAGGGACGACGACACAUUCCCACCAGAGGGAACCACCACGAUUGCCAGAGGCGCCUCACCUUCUGUUUUCCGAUAAGAAGUAUUAAUGUGCCAGCUUGAAAGACGAUUCCAGAGAGCAAGAAUACAAUUACCAGCCCAUAGGAGGUUUCAUAUUCAAGAAAAUCUAG